Messenger RNA from Tricharina praecox, 2063 nucleotides. Its product is annotated as acyl-CoA N-acyltransferase. The record is from RefSeq and is a predicted model, not a curated record. The transcript is spliced from 5 exons. Gene Ontology annotation, molecular function: glycylpeptide N-tetradecanoyltransferase activity. Gene Ontology annotation, biological process: N-terminal peptidyl-glycine N-myristoylation. Lineage: Eukaryota; Fungi; Ascomycota; Pezizomycetes; Pezizales; Pyronemataceae. Bases 127 to 1752 code for a protein of 541 amino acids. Gene Ontology annotation, cellular component: cytoplasm.
CCUCGCGUCCCAUCCAAACACCCUACAAGCCGUGUAACCGUUGUAGGAACUCCACAAUUCCCAGUCACCAAUACAUUGCAUCACAUAUCAACAACCUUCCCCAUCUUCAAUAAAACACCUCCAAUCAUGGCGCCGCAAGAAGAAUCCAAGCUCGUCACCGCUACCGACGAGACCACAACAGCCCCUGAAGUCGCCGAGGUCGAAGCUUCCGGCGACGAAGAGGAUGUCGACGCAGCUGACGACGCCAAUCCCUCCGGCUCCGCCUCCGCUACGAAGAAGAAGAAGAAGAAGAAGAGCAAGGGAAAGAAGACAGUUUCUUCGGCUGUUGCUGCCGCUGCCGCCGAGACUCUGCCCAAGGAGGUCAUUGAUGAUAUCGUCAAGCAGAACCCUGCGUUGGCCAGUGAGCUACAGGGUCUCGACGAGAACCAGAUUAGCGAAUUGGUCAGGAAGAUGAAGCUUGAGGAGAUCUUGACGGGGAUGUCUUCGGGUGGAAAGAAUCGGAAGGAUAUGGCGAGCUAUAAAUUCUGGGCUACACAGCCAGUGUCGAGAUUCGAUGAACCGGAAGUAGAGCUACCGGACGGCCCCAUACGCCCGACGAACCCUGAGGUUGUUCCUACCGAAGGAGCAGCCCUUCUGGAGGGCUUCGAAUGGGUUACCGUGGAUCUCAUGGAUGACGCGCAGAUGACCGAAGUGUACGACCUCCUGACCGGCCACUAUGUCGAAGACCAGGAAGCUAUGUUCCGCUUCAACUACUCCAAGUCGUUCCUCGACUGGGCACUCAAGGCCCCCGGCUGGCUCAAGGAGUGGCAUGUCGGAGUCCGUGUCGUUACCACCGGGAAGCUCGUCGCCUUCAUUUCCGGAAUUCCCGUCAACGUCCGUGUCCGUGAAAACACCAUCAAGUGCUCCGAGAUCAACUUCCUCUGCAUCCACAAGAAACUCCGCUCGAAACGGUUGACGCCCGUCCUGAUUAAGGAGAUCACCCGUCGCUGCAAUGUCGAGAAGAUUUGGAACGCUAUUUACACGGGUGGAAUCGUCCUCCCCAAGCCCAUCAGCACCUGCAGAUACUACCACCGCAGCUUGGACUGGCUCAAGCUCCAUGAAGUCGGAUUCAGCCCGCUUCCUCCCAACAGCACCAAGGCCCGUCAGAUCACCCGCUACCACCUUGGAAACCAGACCAAGACCAAGGGACUCCGCGAGAUGAAGAUCGAGGAUAUUGACGCCGUGCAUGAGCUGCUCGCCCGAUAUCUCGCGCGCUUCGACAUGGCGCCCAUCUUUGACAAGGCGGAGAUCGAACACUGGUUCUUGAACGUGGAUGGACCUGGACGGGAGAGAGUCAUCUGGACGUACGUCGUUGAGGAUGCUGCCGGGAAGAUCACGGACAUGUUCUCGUUCUACUCGCUGGAGUCGUCCGUCAUCGGCAAUAAGAAGCACGAUACCAUCCGCGCCGCGUAUAUGUUCUACUAUGCCACGGAGUCUGCCUUCACCGGUAGCAGGAAGGACCUCAGAGUUCGAUUGAACGAGUUGGUCGCUGAUGCGCUGGUUCUCGCCAAGAAGUUCAACUUCGAUGUCUUCAACGGCCUCACUCUCAUGGACAAUGCCCUCUUCCUCCAGGAGCAGAAGUUCGGCGCCGGAGAUGGCCAGUUGCACUACUACCUUUUCAACUGGAGAACCGCACACAUCAACGGUGGUAUCGACAGCAAGAACCAGCCCGAUGAGAAGAAUGGAAGUGGAGUCGGAAUGGUCAUGUUGUAGAGUAAUCAAAGCUCAACCUUUGUUUCUGUUUUCUGUUUUCCUUUUUUCACAGUGUAAGGGCGGACCGUGGAUGGGCUGAUAGGACGUCGGGCAACCCAUUCAACAGUAGUGAUCUCUUCUUGUUCUACUUCUUGUUGUCAUUGGCGGUGUGUAUCUUUUCCUAUAUCAGUAUAAUACCAUUAAAUCCCGCGUCUCCCCAUUCCAUGCCUAUGCUAUGCUCGCCGUCUACGAAUGGCUGGUCGUGUAGGAUCCCAUGGUUCAUGCAUCUCACUGUGCUUCAUUCCUACCCAUCCAUAGCCAUCAGGGAGGGA